Myotis daubentonii (Daubenton's bat) is the source of this 3970-nucleotide messenger RNA. It is a transcript of the gene SV2B, whose product is annotated as synaptic vesicle glycoprotein 2B. The record is from RefSeq and is a predicted model, not a curated record. Gene Ontology annotation, molecular function: transmembrane transporter activity. NCBI's taxonomy places the organism in Eukaryota, Metazoa, Chordata, Mammalia, Chiroptera, Vespertilionidae. Gene Ontology annotation, cellular component: synaptic vesicle membrane; neuron projection. Gene Ontology annotation, biological process: transmembrane transport; chemical synaptic transmission.
GUUAAGGCUCCUGCCGGGAAGAAAGCCGGUUAGAAUCUGAUCCCGCAGAACAGGAGACCCAGGAGCCGCCCGCCCGCCCGCCCGCCUCCCGGUGCCGUGUCGCUGCAGCGCUGCGCCAGGGCGGGGCGGGCGUCGGAGGCGGCGGCGGCGUGGGCGCUGUGUUGCAGGUGUGACACCCGCGGACUCCUGCCUCUGUCGGGAUCGCCAGGGCGGACGCUGCUCCUCGGGAACCCGGUGGCGGUCGCUUGCUCGUGGAUUUCCGCCCGUGGACUUCCCACCCAGGGCAUAACCUUCAGUAACAGAACGAAUCAGGCCACUCAGCAAGCUGCCAGUUCCUGCCAGCACCUUGUUGAGGAGCCCAGCUGGACCCAUUUCUAAUCAACAUCUCCCCCACGCUGCCCCCCCCCCCCAACACACAACAUCUCUGGGUCACUGAAGGAAACCAGACCAGAAUUCGAAAAUUUUCAGACUUCCAAUAGACAUUGUGUGCCAAAGGAUACUUAGGUUGCCUUGCACAAAUCUGCUCUAAUUGAGGGACACAGCGGGGAGAAUACAGGUGUUACUUUUACCUAAGAAGUCACACAAACACAUUCUCCAUUUACACCUCUGCACACAGAAUGGAUGAUGGUUAUUGAAACAGCCCGAACCUCUACCACGGUGCACAAGAUAUAGCUUGAGAGGUGACCAGGCGGCCGCGGGACCAAGGAAUGGAUGCUUAUAAAUAUCAGGACAACUAUGAGGGCUAUGCCCGCACGGAUGGUUAUUAUCCCGGCAAUGAGUCCAACCCAGAGGAGGAUGCGCAGAGUGAUGUUACCGAAGGCCAUGAUGAGGAGGAUGAGAUCUACGAGGGCGAGUACCAGGGCAUCCCUCACCCGGAUGAUGUCAAGGCCAAGAAGACCAAGAUGGCGUCCUCCAGGGAGGAUGACCUUCGGGGCCAGGCGGACCUGAUAGCUGAAAGGAUGGAAGAUGAGGAGGAGUUGGCUCAUCAGUAUGAGACCAUCAUGGACGAGUGUGGCCACGGGCGUUUCCAGUGGAUCCUGUUUUUCGUCCUGGGUUUGGCCCUGAUGGCUGAUGGGGUAGAGGUGUUUGUGGUGAGUUUUGCCCUGCCCAGUGCAGAGAAGGACAUGUGUCUGUCCAGUUCCAAGAAAGGAAUGCUUGGGAUGAUAGUCUACCUCGGAAUGAUGUCGGGGGCCUUCGUCCUGGGGGGCCUGGCCGACAAGCUGGGGAGAAAGAGAGUCCUCAGCAUGUCUCUGGCCCUCAACGCCUCCUUCGCCUCCAUCUCCUCCUUCGUGCAGGGUUAUGGAGCCUUCCUCUUCUGCCGACUCAUCUCGGGCAUCGGUAUUGGUGGCGCUCUGCCCAUUGUGUUUGCCUAUUUCUCUGAAUUCUUGUCUCGGGAGAAGCGAGGGGAGCACCUCAGUUGGUUGGGGAUCUUCUGGAUGACCGGGGGCAUCUAUGCGUCUGCCAUGGCUUGGAGCAUCAUUCCGCACUAUGGCUGGGGCUUCAGCAUGGGCACCCACUACCACUACCACAGCUGGAGGGUGUUUGUCAUCGUCUGCGCUCUGCCCUGCACCGUGUCCUUGGUGGCCCUGAGGUUCAUGCCCGAGAGCCCACGGUUUCUGCUGGAGAUGGGCAAACAUGACGAAGCUUGGAUGAUUCUCAAGAAAGUCCAUGACACCAACAUGAGAGCUAAGGGGACCCCGGAGAAGGUGUUUACGGUGUCGCACAUCAAGACUCCCAAGCAGAUGGAUGAGUUCUUUGAGAUCCAAAACGCAACAGGAACUUGGUACCAGCGCUGCCUGGUCAGAUUCAAGACCACUUUCAAGCAGGUCUGGGAUAAUGCUCAGUACUGCCUGCUGGGGCCUUACAGGAUGAACACGCUGAUUCUGGCUGUGGUCUGGUUCACUAUGGCCUUCAGUUACUACGGCCUGACGGUUUGGUUCCCCGACAUGAUCCGGUACUUUCAAGAGGAAGAAUACAAGUCCAAGAUGAAGGUAUUUUUCGGCGAGCACGUGUUCGGAGCCACCAUCAACUUCACGAUGGAAAAUCAGAUCCACCAGCACGGCAAGCUUGUGAAUGACAAGUUCACAAAGAUGUAUUUCAAGCAUGUUCUCUUUGAAGACACGUUCUUUGAUGAGUGCUAUUUUGAAGAUGUUACGUCCACGGAUACCUAUUUCAAAAACUGCACCAUCGAAUCCACCAUCUUUUAUAACACAGACCUCUAUGAGCAUAAGUUCAUCGACUGUCGCUUUAUCAACUCGACCUUUCUGGACCAGAAGGAGGGCUGUCACAUGGACUUGGAACAAGAUAACGACUUCCUGAUUUACCUGGUCAGCUUCCUUGGCAGCCUGUCCGUCUUGCCGGGGAACAUCAUCUCCGCCCUGCUCAUGGAUAGGAUCGGGAGGCUCAAGAUGAUCGGUGGCUCCAUGCUGAUCUCGGCGGGCUGCUGCUUCUUCCUGUUCUUCGGCAACAGCGAGUCGGCGAUGAUCGGCUGGCAGUGCCUGUUCUGCGGGGCCAGCAUCGCGGCCUGGAACGCUCUGGACGUGGUCACCGUGGAGCUGUACCCCACCACCCAGAGGGCAACCGCCUUUGGCAUCCUCAAUGGAUUAUGCAAAUUUGGAGCCAUCCUGGGAAACACCAUCUUUGCUUCUUUUGUUGGGAUAACCAAAGUGGUCCCCAUCCUUCUGGCUGCCACUUCUCUCGUUGGGGGCGGCCUGAUUGCUCUUCGGCUGCCAGAGACCCGAGAGCAGGUGCUGAUGUGAACCGGCCACGGGGAGAGGAAAUGUUGGAAGAACCUUUCCCGGGGACCCUCAGGGCAUCCACACUUCCUGUCUGUCACCGCCCAGAGGACUUUGGAAACACCGGAGGAGAUGUUGACUUUGCGACCCCUAAUCUAGGACCCAUCUCAGCUUUAAGAUGUUGGUAACUCAGGUGACCGAUGUGGGGUGUCCUGAGCUGCCCUGGUAAUCAUGGAGCUGUGUGCUUGGUUCUCGGUUGCCCCAGCCCAAGGCAGGGGAGGAGGAGUAACACCCCCCAGGGGGGUGCGUGCUAAGCAAGGAGGUGCAAGGACAUCUUUGCACUUGAAGGUGGAUUUGAGCAUGAGGACACUCAAGCUCCUUCAUAAAGUUCUUCGGAGCCCAGUGACCUCACAACACGUUAACUGGGCAAGAAGUUAGCGUCAUCGUAUAAAUAUUGGGCUUGAAGUACAGGGUCCAUAUAUUUUUUUGGCAUUGAAAAGAAUCACCUAUCAUAUUUUCCAUUUGAAAAUUGGCACCACCACGGGGAAGAUACGCUGAUAUAGAAAAACAAAUAUUUGAGCAUUAUCUAUAGAAACCUACUCCCUACCCCAAAUGUCCUGAGCUUUUCAGGACGAUUAGGUGACACAUUUAAGAAAGAUAUUUAUCCCUUUUCGAUCUAGUCAAAGAAACCUAAUGGGAUAGGUAUUCUGUGAAAUAACUUUGUACAUACUCUACUUGGUUUUCCUUUGCAGACAUGGUUUCUGCAAACAUUUGCCAGCAAUUAUAGCCAUAUUUCGGGAGGACUCGGGGAUUGAGGUCCCAGGAAACUGGGUCCGAUGGAAUGAAAUGCAAGCACAAUUUCUUAUAGCCAUUCAGCUUGCUGUGGGGAGAUGCGCUCAGCAGACCCACAUCGCACAGUUUGUGGAGUCUAGACACGUCCCUUCGUGUAGCCUCUCUCACACUGAUCGCUUGUGAAACUCAGGCUCACUGUCUGCGGUCUGGGAUUUGACGUUGCUGCUUCCCCAGAACAACAUGGGACGUGCUCAGUGGCCCCUGGUGUCUGUGGGUGAGCAUCAAACACGGUAGACAACACGCGGGAUGGAGGGAGAAGGGAAGUGUCCCCACAGCUCUCCAAAGCGCUAAUUCUCCCUGUUCCUUUCAGCAGCAAGACAUGACCCAGAUUUGGUCCCAUGAGAAACCUAUGCUUUGUGUUUUGGUCCAGGACUUUUUUUUUU